CUCUGCUCCGUGCAGCUUGAACUACAGGCACAGCUCUAUUGUUUUUAGCUACUAGGAGACGGGCUGAGGCGGGAGUGUCAGAAAGGGCGGGACAGAGCCUGGAGGGGGAAUAAGUUCUCCCAGCAGCCAUCCUACUCGACCUGUGCCUUCUCUCUGGAUUUUCUCCGAUCCUCUGCAACCAGGGGAUCGGCCGCCAUUACGGAAGACCAGACUUACUGCAGCCUGCACAGCACUCUCGGUGUCUGUGACGUUGCAAGAGUAGGAGGGGCUGACUAGGGUCCCAUCUUAGCAGAUACUUUGCUGCUCAAAAUGGCGCCGCUGGACCUGGAUAAAUAUGUGGAGAUUGCCCGGCAAUGUAAAUAUCUUCCUGAAAAUGACCUGAAGAGGCUAUGUGAUUAUGUCUGUGAUCUGCUACUGGAGGAAUCAAAUGUGCAGCCUGUAUCUACGCCAGUAACUGUUUGUGGAGAUAUACAUGGACAGUUUUACGAUCUAUGUGAGCUCUUUAGAACUGGUGGGCAAGUUCCUGACACAAAUUACAUCUUCAUGGGUGACUUUGUUGAUAGAGGAUAUUACAGUCUUGAGACAUUCACCUUCCUUCUUGCCCUGAAAGCCAAAUGGCCUGACCGUAUUACCUUGCUGCGAGGGAACCAUGAAAGCAGACAGAUCACACAGGUGUAUGGAUUCUACGACGAGUGCCAGACAAAAUAUGGAAAUGCCAAUGCUUGGAGAUACUGCACAAAGGUUUUCGAUAUGCUGACUGUAGCAGCUUUGAUAGAUGAACAGAUACUCUGUGUGCACGGUGGCCUCUCCCCUGACAUAAAAACUCUGGACCAGAUACGGACAAUUGAACGGAAUCAAGAGAUUCCACACAAAGGAGCUUUUUGUGAUCUUGUUUGGUCAGACCCAGAAGAUGUGGAUACUUGGGCCAUCAGCCCUCGAGGCGCAGGGUGGUUGUUUGGAGCCAAGGUGACCAAUGAGUUUGUGCAUAUCAACAAUCUGAAGCUGAUUUGCAGAGCGCACCAGUUAGUACAUGAGGGCUACAAAUUCAUGUUUGAUGAGAAGCUUGUCACUGUGUGGUCAGCUCCCAACUAUUGCUACCGUUGUGGCAACAUCGCCUCUAUUAUGGUUUUUAAGGAUGUGAACACACGAGAGCCAAAGCUCUUUAGAGCUGUUCCUGACUCUGAGCGGGUUAUCCCUCCCAGAACCACCACGCCGUACUUUCUCUGAAGUCCAUUAACUUCUUGUGUACUGUGCUGGGUCUUUUUUUCAUUUUAUUUUAAGCACUUUGCUGCUGAAAUGCUGAAUAUUGCCUUUUUUUCUUUCGAAUUAUAGAAUAUAUAUUCUGUUUAUAUCUCUAUUGUUUCUUUGCUUAGCAGUCCUUGCAUUACAGUCCCCAAAGGGGUAAUCUCUUUUUUGUACUGACAAAGGGGAUUAACAACAAAUAUGAAAACCCAAAUUAGCACCAACUUCCCAUAGCUGGAGGUGGGGUUGGGAAUCUUUUAAACUGGCCAUACACAAGUACAUCUACUUGUUUGGUGAGGUAGAUCUUUGCCUAAAUUGGAUGGCAGAUGGUUCUAAACCUACACAAAUCCUGGCCACUUUUCUGGUGAUCUGAAGGGGCCUAUACACAGAUACAUAAGAUGUUGGCUCAGUCUGUAGGGACCAAGAUGUCCACUUUUAUCAACCUGUGCAUGGCCAGCUUUGGGUUAUAGUAUGGCAUGUCUUUAAUGUUGUGUUCAUAUGAGAUUGAUUGAACAUUGAUACCUUUAGGGAAAUGGCACAAAUCCCCCUAAACUGUACAGUACUGUGUUUCUUGACAGUAAUUGCUUAUGAGGUACAUCCUCCAGCAGUCAUGUCAAGGGAAAGUGAUCUGGAGGGGGGUAGUGGCAUUUUUGCACUACCAGAAAUAACAGUAAUCAAAGUGUUCCUCUGUCAUCAAGCCUAUAGAGUAAAGUUAAUAUUACUCUGUUUUCUAAGCCUUACUUCCCAGUGCCAUUGUUUGUCUUGAUGCUGCAUUAUUCUGGAAAAUUUCCCAAACAUUGCACCAGUUCAGUAACCAGGCACCUGCUUUCCUUAGUCUAGCUGCACUGACCAAAUGUAGUUGGUUAUUGGUUGCUGUGGAUAACACCAUGUUAAUGGGGGUAUCUCUUUGAAAUGAAAGCAAACUAUACAAGUCAAUGAGGCCUCAGAAAAAAAUUACCAUGUACAAAUCUCCAUGUUGACCUUUUAGUAGAUCAGAACUCCGCUUCCAAAUCUUCAUUUUUAUACUUUAUUGAAAAUAUGAUGUGUGACAUUUCACAUUUAUAAUAUUACUGGUGAAAGUAAUCACCUCACUUGCAGAUUUAUGUAAUAUGACUGAAAACUGUAUUUUUUAUAUUAUGAUUUUUUGGGGUUAUGCCUUGAUAAAAUAAUUACAUGUACAAAAUGUUUUUAUUUAACUUACGCUGAGACCCAACCAACCAGACAUCUAUUUACACAACAUGUUGGAAAAGAAAGCAGUGUUAGGUGGAGGGGAAUACUCCAAUAAUCUAGCUGCCCAAUCUUUCAUCUUUACUAAUAAUUAGGUAAAAGAGUAGAAACACACCCCAGACACUCCAAAUAUAUAAAAAAGUAAUUGCACAGUUUACAAAAAGAUUAUUUCCCUUCAUGAAAUAUCAAUAAGUAGUUUAUUAUUGGCUAACAACUAUAUGAGAUAUAUAUAUGUGUGUGUGUAUAUAUAUAUAUAUAUAUAUAUAUAUAUAUAUAUAUAUAUAUAUAUAUAUAUAUAUAGUUAAUAAAGUACCCCAUAUUAUAAAAUAUAUGGAUAUUGUAAGUUACCAAGGAGUUCCAUGACCAUAUAUCCUCAUAUUUUGCAACAGGGGUACUUUAUUUAUUAUAAUACAUGAAUUUCAGGAGUCAUGUGGCAGAAAUUACACCACUUAACUCAGAUUAUAACUGAUGACUUCACUAAGCACCGUUUAUAAGGAUAUAAUUUGCAGGACAUAUGAUCCUUUCAAUGGUAAAGAGUUGGCAGUGUAAAGAAAAGAUGCAUUUCCAUUGUGGUUAAACAUCAGAACAUGCACAUUUUUAUUAUAUUCGAGGCAACAUAAUUGUUUGGGUAGUGCCGAAUAGGGAAGCUAACUUCUGUUGUGUAGGCACAAGAAUUGGAAAACUUGUCAUUAACCUUACGUGUAUGCUGUAAUAUAACCAGAAGUCCUCAUUAGUUUAUUGAUGCACGUAAUUGAUCUGUUACUUUUUCGCAAUGCCAUUUUUGCUCUGAUUUUAAUAUAGUCAUUUGCCAUACCUUUAAGAAAUCCUGAGAGGUUUAACCUGGCUCCUAAAGGCAAUGUGACUGGCGAACCACGUGACUAGAGACUUAAAAUCUGGGAAUACUAACUCUCUAUCACAAAGUACAAGCAAAAUUGUGUUUAUACGUGUGGUGGCUGUAUGCUCCUUUUUCUGGGGGACAGAAUUUUAUUUUGCACCAUAAUAGUGUUCUGCUGCCCAUCACAGCAGUGCUGGCCUUUCUGGCUCCACAAGGAACAGUUUAGAGUGAAGCCUUUAUUAACAUUAAGGCGAGUAGACACUUCCCACUACCCUUUGUGGAUAGUGGAAGUUGCACAGCUGAAUUUUUUUACACACCCCUUUCCUAUGCUGUAAAUAUUGCUUUCAUUUACUGUUAUUGCCAAGCUGGUCUAAUAAAUUAAAUAGGGGGGGCGUUCAGCUCUGCAAUGCCCCCCAUCAUUUUCCGCUCUCUUUAUCCAAUAUUUGUAUUUUAAAUUUUCUUUGUAAGGACAAAAAGAUUUUAGCAGCAAAGCUAUCAAAGAUUUAUUUGUAAAUGCCUUGUGUUGUGCGUGUUAGAAAAAAAAAAAAAAAACUUUAUUACCUUUUCAUCCACCAUUUGUUUUAAAGCAGAUCUGUAAAUGAGAAAAUAAAGCUUUUGACAAAGGCUGCAUCUUUUGGGGUAUUUUUAUUACUAGAGAAUUCGUAAAAAAAAUGCUGCUUUUGAACAUGUAUAUUGAUAUAAUUGUACCAAUCUUUGUGGGUUUUUUCCCCAUCCAAAUGUUCCUGUACUUAAAGAAAAAAAACUCCUGUUAUAAAGUAUAUUGAUUCACAUAGAAGUUAACUAUAAUAUAAAUAAAGUUAGUUUUUAAUAA
Messenger RNA from Xenopus laevis (African clawed frog), 4136 nucleotides. Its product is annotated as serine/threonine-protein phosphatase 6 catalytic subunit. The coding region runs from base 310 to 1227 and encodes 305 amino acids. Lineage: Eukaryota; Metazoa; Chordata; Amphibia; Anura; Pipidae. The transcript is spliced from 8 exons. The record is from RefSeq and is a predicted model, not a curated record.